AUCGAUUCUCCUCCUUGCCGAGCUCACUCAGCGGGCACCGCUUCUGGCAAUGCUCGCCCUCCUCCCGUUUCUCGCCGCUCAUGUAUUCGCCUUUGACCUUGAAUCGGCGGGCGACAUGACGCUGUUGCCCUCUGGCGACUUUAUCGACUUGAUCUCAAGGGACUCGGAGAAUGUGCCAGGACCGAUAGCGUUCGGCAGCAAGUACAUCACCGGAGGUGCCGGUGAAGGAGAACAAAAGCUUCGCGAAGAGGAGAACUUCCAACAAAGACAGGAGGUGAAAACCGACAACGUUCUGCCAGCAUACUGCGAGCCACCAAAUCCAUGCCCAGCUGGUUAUACUGCCGCUGAUGGAUGCCUCGAGGAAUUCGAGAAUAGUGCGGAAUUUUCGCGAAACUACCAAGCUCAACAACACUGCAUCUGUGACCAAGAACACAUGUUCAACUGCGCUGAGAAGGAAGCGUCGGAUAUCGGUGCUUCACUACAAGAAUUGCUGGAUGAUCACGCACUGCAUCGUAACAUGAUCGCCAAGAAGUUCCAUGAGAAAAGAAGCGCAGAUGAGCAUCCGCCGCGUCGCAAGCGCUCAAUCCGGCAGCCAUUUCACCAACACAAAACGAAUCCAUUUCUGCAGGGCGAGGUGCUGAAGACCGUGCAGAAGAAGGAUGGCAGAAAUGCAUGGUAGACGUGUCCUCAUAUUUCCUUAUCACACAUUCUCUACCCUACACACUCGAUAAGUAUCUACAUUGAUCUCCGCGACAAAGUUAGAUCUCCACUGAAUGGGUCAAUUAUUUAGCGUGUC
Cylicocyclus nassatus is the source of this 796-nucleotide messenger RNA. The record is from the annotation of a GenBank genome assembly. Lineage: Eukaryota; Metazoa; Nematoda; Chromadorea; Rhabditida; Strongylidae.